CUGUUUUUGUUCGAAGAAUUUUUGAUGAAGCUUGAACAUAUUUGCAGGAAUUGAUUUUGGGUGGAACUGAUUCAACUGCUGUUACUCUUACAUGGGCACUCAGUCUGCUAGUACGAAAUCCUCUUGCAAUGGAAAAGGCUAAAGAAGAAAUAGACAUGCAAAUUGGGAAAGAUGGAUACAUAAGAGAAUCAGACAUAAGCAAACUUGUGUAUCUUCAAGCCAUAGUGAAAGAGACAUUAAGAUUGUAUCCACCAGCACCUCUUUCAUCACCUCGUGUAUUCAUAGAAAACUGCAUCUUAGGUGGCUACCACAUAAAAAAGGGAACUCGACUAAUGCAUAACCUGUGGAAGAUCCACAGAGACCCUAGUGUUUGGUCAGAUCCUUUAGAAUUCAAACCAGAAAGGUUCCUCACCACUCACCAACAUGUGGAUCUUAUUGGUCGACAUUUUGAGUUGUUACCCUUUGGAAGUGGGAGAAGAAUGUGUGCUGGAAUGUCCCUUGGCUUAAACGUGCUUCAUUUCACUUUGGCUAAUAUGUUGCAUUCCUUUGACAUCUCAAAUCCUUCGACCGACCCUGUUGAUAUGACUGAGUUCUUUGGAUUUACCAACACCAGAGCUACUCCACUGGAGGUUUUGGUUAAACCACGUCUAUCUCCAAACCGUUAUCAAGCUUUGUAAUCCUUAUGUUCUGUA
Vigna umbellata (rice bean) is the source of this 692-nucleotide messenger RNA. The record is from RefSeq and is a predicted model, not a curated record. Lineage: Eukaryota; Viridiplantae; Streptophyta; Magnoliopsida; Fabales; Fabaceae.